This is a messenger RNA of Cicer arietinum (chickpea), 1644 nucleotides long. Its product is annotated as protein root UVB sensitive 2, chloroplastic. NCBI's taxonomy places the organism in Eukaryota, Viridiplantae, Streptophyta, Magnoliopsida, Fabales, Fabaceae. Gene Ontology annotation, cellular component: chloroplast envelope. The record is from RefSeq and is a predicted model, not a curated record. Gene Ontology annotation, biological process: auxin polar transport; response to UV-B.
UGAGAAGAACUAAAAACAGCGUGGAAAGUUAUGACGCAGUCCGCUCUGUUUCUAGUUGAACCAUAUCCGGCGGUUGGAACUUGGAAGGGUAGUUAAGUAUUUAAAAUAUUGAAACUACCGAAGUCUCCACCAACGUAAUCUCUCUCUUGGGGCACCCAUCGUGUAUACUUUAGAUUGACUUCAAUUUUUGAAAACAACACUACACUGAUAGUAUCAAAAUGGAGAAGAACGAAGAAGUUCCCGUCUUCUGGUUCGAAACCUCUAACUCUGUUUGUCGUCGACACCACUUUCAAUCCGACGGUCAACUCUCCGUAACUCUUGUUGAUGAUUCCAGACCGUUAUAUCAAAAGGUUGCUGGAUCUUUCAUGAACAAAUUUUUCCCCUCCGGAUAUCCUUACAGCGUGAAUGAAGGUUAUCUUAGAUACACGCAAUUUCGAGCAGUGCAGCAUGUUACUAGUGCUGCAAUGUCAGUGCUAUCAACUCAGUCACUAUUAAUUGCUGCAGGGUUGCGGCCCACUCCUGCACAAGCAACUGCUGUUAGCUGGAUUUUAAAGGAUGGGAUGGAACAUGUCGGGAAGCUAAUAUGUAGCAAUUGGGGUGCAAGAAUGGAUUCUGAGCCUAAACGAUGGAGGUUACUAGCUGAUGUGCUCUAUGAUUUAGGCAUGGGCUUGGAAGUGCUUUCUCCGUUAUGCCCACAUCUUUUUCUUGAAAUGGCAGGCCUAGGAAAUUUUGCAAAGGGGAUGGCUCUUGUUGCAGCUAGAGCAACACGAUUGCCUAUAUAUUCUUCAUUUGCUAAAGAAGGAAAUCUCAGCGACCUAUUUGCUAAAGGGGAGGCUUUUUCAACUCUAUGUAAUGUUGUUGGACUUGGAAUUGGAAUUCGAUUAGCUUCUACUAUCUGUGCAUCAGUGCAGGGAAAGUUGGUUGUAGUUCCUCUCCUUUCAUUUAUACAUAUAUACUCUGUGUCUGAAGAGAUGAGAGCAACUCCUAUCAAUACUUUGAAUCCACAAAGAACAGCGAUGAUUGUGACUGAUUUUCUCAAGGCAGGAAUUGUAUCAAGCCCUGCUGACCUAAGAUAUAGAGAAAACCUGCUUUUUUCUGUGAGGAUCAAAGAAGAUGUUGGAAAUGUAAGAGUAGGGAAGGCUUUACACGAAGUUAUUAAACCUUCCAAACUUGUUGAAUUAAAACAAGUGUUUCCUAAGGAGAAGUUUCUUUUAAGUCGCGGAGGUAAAUGCAUUGACAUGGUAUUGAAGCAAGAUGCUAGUGGUGAAGAUGCAUUGAGAGGGUGGCUAGUUGCUGCAUUUGCUGAACAAAAUGAGAGUUCCUCUCAUGAGCUUAGUGCUAGUGUCCUGCAAGAAGCCUACGGAAAAAUGAAUGGAGUCUUUCAUGUAUUUCUAAAAGAAUUGCAGAAUAAAGGGUGGCACACUGAUCGCUUUCUGGAUGGAACUGGGAGCCGGUUUGCAUUCUAGUUAGUGUUAAUAAACAGCGGCACUAUACACUGUUGUGUAGCAAAACUUGAACAAAUCAUUUUUUGUUUUUCUACAAUUGACAACACUAAUUGUGAAUUGAGUACAUUUUACACAUUAUUUGAGAAAUUUUGAUGUACUUUGAGUGGAGUUAAUCCAGUGGUUCAUAUUACUUUGUUAA